GGUUGACAAAGGCAUAAUGUGUGCUGAUCACCUGAGCAGGAAUUGGAUUCACUUCAUCAUCAGCUGCCAGUGGAGUCAUGGCAGAGGAGAAAGAGCAGACGAGAGCCUCCUGUGAAGACCUGACACUACCUGAUGAGUAUCCUCCACCACACACAGAGUUGGAUGGAGCUGCCACAGAGGAGAACAGCAAAGAUCAGGAGGUAAAAUGCAGCCCAAACGUACUGCAGAUGCUAAAGGCAGCGGAGAGCAGAUGUACACCUCAAGGUCAGGACAAAGAGGGUGAAGAGGUGACAGAAGACGGGAAAGGAGAGCUUAUCACUGAAGCUCUGAAGACUGACAUGCAAAUCCAGCUGACUGACCAGAAACAAGAAUUCAACAAACGUCCCAUCAAGGCAGGUCGACGCUCACUGUCUCGGUCCAUCUCACAGUCAUCUACAGUUAGCUACAGUUCAGUGUGUAGUGACAGCUCUGAGGAUGGGUCAUCUCCCACAGACAAGGUUCAGAAGACCUCCAAGGGCUCUUCUGACUUUUGCAUCAAAAAUAUCAAACAAGCUGAUUUCGGACGCAAAGAAAUCCGAAUUGCAGAGCAAGAAAUGCCAGCACUGAUGGUCCUGAGGAAAAGAGCAGGAGGGGAGAAGCCUCUGGCUGGAGCUAAAGUGGUGGGCUGCACACACAUCACUGCACAGACAGCAGUACUGAUUGAGACUCUGUCUGCGUUGGGGGCUCAGUGUCGCUGGGCGGCCUGUAACAUCUUCUCCACUCAGAACACUGUGGCUGCAGCUCUGGUUGAAGCAGGCACUCCAGUGUUUGCGUGGCGGGGAGAGUCAGAGGAAGACUUCUGGUGGUGUAUUGAGCGAUCUAUCGGAACUGAUUCCUGGCAACCCAACAUGAUUCUGGACGAUGGUGGUGACCUGACCCACUGGAUCUAUAAGAAGUACCCGAGCCGGUUCAAACGGAUCAAAGGCAUCGUGGAGGAAAGUGUUACAGGAGUCUAUCGGUUGUACCAGCUGUCAAAAGCAGGCCGGCUAUGUAUUCCUGCUAUGAACGUUAAUGACUCAGUGACCAAACAGAAGUUUGACAACCUGUACUGCUGCAAAGAGUCCAUACUGGAUGGGCUGAAGCGAACCACUGAUGUUAUGCUUGGUGGAAAACAGGUGGCAGUGUGCGGAUAUGGUGAGGUUGGCAAAGGCUGCUGUGCUGCCCUGAAGGCAUUGGGCGCUGUUGUGUAUGUCACAGAGGUGGAUCCCAUUUGUGCCCUUCAGGCCAGCAUGGACGGCUUCAGAGUUAUCAAACUGAGUGAAGUGGUCAUACAGGUAGACAUGGUCAUCACCUGCACAGGCAAUAAAAAUGUGGUUGGGAGGAAACAUCUGGACAGAAUGAAGAAUGGUUGCAUUGUCUGCAACAUGGGACACUCCAACACAGAGAUAGACCUGGCAAGUCUGCGGGCUGGUGAGCUGAGGUGGGAGCGUGUGAGGUCUCAGGUGGACCAUGUUAUAUGGCCUGAUGGCAAAAGAAUAGUCCUGCUGGCUGAGGGCCGUUUGCUGAAUCUGAGCUGCUCCACAGUGCCCUCAUUCAUCCUCUCUGUCACCGCUACAACUCAGGUGCUGGCUCUCAUAGAGCUGUACAAUGCUCCAGAGGGACGAUACAAACAGGAUGUCUACCUGCUGCCAAAGAAGAUGGAUGAAUAUGUGGCCAGUCUCCACCUGCCUGCGUUUGAUGCUCACCUCACAGAGCUGACCGAUGAACAGGCCAAGUAUCUAGGCAUCAGCAAACACGGGCCGUUCAAACCCAACUACUACAGGUAA
Messenger RNA from Scomber japonicus (chub mackerel), 1805 nucleotides. RefSeq names its product putative adenosylhomocysteinase 3. Gene Ontology annotation, cellular component: cytosol. Gene Ontology annotation, biological process: L-methionine cycle. The record is from RefSeq and is a predicted model, not a curated record. Bases 78 to 1805 code for a protein of 575 amino acids. NCBI's taxonomy places the organism in Eukaryota, Metazoa, Chordata, Actinopteri, Scombriformes, Scombridae. The transcript has 17 exons.